This is a messenger RNA of Abrus precatorius (Indian licorice), 2008 nucleotides long. RefSeq names its product squalene monooxygenase-like. Gene Ontology annotation, molecular function: squalene monooxygenase activity; flavin adenine dinucleotide binding. Gene Ontology annotation, biological process: sterol biosynthetic process. The record is from RefSeq and is a predicted model, not a curated record. The transcript has 8 exons. Gene Ontology annotation, cellular component: membrane; endoplasmic reticulum. NCBI's taxonomy places the organism in Eukaryota, Viridiplantae, Streptophyta, Magnoliopsida, Fabales, Fabaceae. The coding region runs from base 129 to 1709 and encodes 526 amino acids.
AGUUGAGAAGCUAACACAGAAAAAGUUCACACGUAAAACGGGAGAGGACUACUUUGGUUUUCAUUCAUCUUCAUAUAUCCUUCUCGUUGAUUUUUUUUUCCCUUUAUUUCUCAAAUUUAUUUUUGGAGAUGGAUUAUGAGUAUAUUCUGGGAGGGAUAAUAGCUUCUAGUUUGGUGCUUGUGUUUGUUCUAUACGGUUCUGCAUCAAAGAAGAAGGCCCCAGAUUCAGUACAUGCAGAAAGUAAUGGUAGUAUUCUAAGGACUUCAGAAAAUCGAAAACACCAUGAAGAUAUCUCAGAAAAUGCCGAUAUCAUCAUUGUUGGUGCUGGGGUUGCUGGCGCAGCCCUUGCUUACACUCUUGGGAAGGAUGGGAGAAGAGUGCAUGUUAUUGAAAGGGACCUGACUGAACCAGACAGGAUUGUGGGUGAAUUGCUACAGCCUGGGGGUUAUCUCAAGUUAAUUGAAUUGGGUCUUGAAGAUUGUGUGGAUGAAAUUGAUGCUCAGCAAGUUUUUGGCUAUGCUCUUUAUAAGGAUGGGAAAAAUACCAAGCUCUCUUAUCCCUUGGAAAAAUUUCACUCUGAUGUGUCUGGACGAAGCUUUCACAAUGGCCGUUUCAUACAGAGAAUGCGAGAGAAGGCUUCAUCUCUUCCAAAUGUAAAAUUAGAACAAGGAACUGUCACAUCUCUACUGGAAGAAAAUGGAAUCGUCAAAGGAGUACACUACAAAUCCAAGAGUGGACAAGAACUCACAGCAAAGGCUCCCCUGACCAUUGUAUGUGAUGGUUGUUUUUCCAAUUUGAGACGUUCUCUUUGCAACCCAAAGGUUGAGGUGCCAUCUCAUUUUGUUGGUUUGGUCCUGAAGAACUGCAAUCUUCCAUAUGCAAACCAUGGGCACGUUAUCUUGGGUGAUCCUUCUCCCAUUUUGUUUUAUCCCAUCAGUAGCACUGAGAUCAGGUGUUUGGUUGAUGUACCUGGCCAAAAAUUGCCUUCCCUUGGUAACGGUGACAUGGCUCAUUAUUUGAAAACAGUAGUAGCUCCUCAGGUUCCCCAAGAACUUCGUGCUUCUUUUAUAUCAGCAGUUGACAGAGGAAGCAUAAGAAGCAUGCCAAACAGAAGCAUGCCUGCAUCUCCUUUCCCCACACCUGGUGCCCUUCUCAUGGGAGAUGCUUUUAAUAUGCGUCACCCUUUAACCGGAGGGGGAAUGACUGUGGCUUUGUCUGACACUGUUUUGCUAAGGAAUCUUCUUAGACCUUUGCAUGAUUUGCAUGAUGCUUCUGCUCUUUGCAAAUAUCUUGAAUCAUUCUACACCCUGCGCAAGCCAGUGGCAUCUACAAUAAACACAUUAGCUGGGGCAUUAUACAAGGUGUUUUGUGCAUCUCCUGACCCAGCUAGUAAGGAAAUGCGCCAGGCAUGUUUUGAUUAUUUGAGCCUUGGUGGUGCUUUCUCUGAUGGACCAAUAGCUCUACUUUCUGGUCUAAAUCCUCGUCCAUUAAGCUUGGUUCUCCACUUCUUUGCGGUGGCUAUAUAUGGUGUUGGCCGCUUGCUAAUACCUUUUCCUUCUCCAAAACGAAUGUGGAUCGGAGCUAGAUUGAUUUCUGGUGCGUCAGGUAUAAUUUUCCCCAUUAUCAAGGCUGAAGGAAUUAGGCAAAUGUUUUUCCCAGCAACUGUGCCAGCAUAUUACAGAGCACCUCCUACCAGUUUGCAUAAUUGAAUACACAUCUUGGAAGGAAAGGCAUCAAUAUAUAAUCUGUGCACGCAUUCUUAGUAACUGUGGUUUGCCCUACCUAAAAGAAUAAAAGAGCCUACAGGGAAAUUGUUUAUUUAUAAUGCUCCAUUUAUAUUAGGGCAUUGAUAUUGUGCAUGCGCAAUAUAUUAUGCAUUGAUAAAAUAUGAAUAAGUAUUGUCUAAUUUAGGACAAAACUAAGUUUCAAAGUUAAAUCUUCCAAGUAUGAGACUUGAGAAAUGUAACGCUUUGUCUUUGAUAAAAAGUUCGUAUUUUUUGGCUGGUAG